AUGUUCUUCUCCAGGGGAUCUUUCUGGAUCAGGGAUUGAAUCCGCAUCUCUUGCAUUGGCAGGCGGAUUCUUUACCACUGAGCCACCUGCGAAACCCCUCACUGUCCAAUACCUGUGGCUUAUUGCUCUUGUUGUUGCUAUGAUCUCCCCUCAGAGCCUCUUGACCAGUGGGCUUUUCUUUCCAUCUUAAAAUGUAAGAUGGUUCCCUUUCCAUGGGACCCUUGUACUUCGAAUUAAUUGCAGACGCAAGGGCCCUUCUCCAGAAAUGUCCCUCCAUUCUGCCACAUCUCAGAUUACCAUCCUUUGUCUCCUUCUCUUUAUUAGCUCCAGAGGUGCCCAGACAGGCUGCUUCCUUUUUCUCCCAAGCCUCUUCCCAAACUCCUGCUCUGUUAAAGGACCCUAGAGCUUCAGGGCCCGCAAUGCUCCGGGAACCAGGCAGGGUGAAGCACACCGUUGUGUCCUCUGCCCCAGUUUACACGGAGGAGCUCAGGCAGGGGCUGUGCCUCCAGGAGGUGGUGGAUCUGGGAUUCUGUGCUUUUCUCACUUCAUUUUGGUUUCGUAAGUUGUGAUAACAGAUCUUCGCUCUAUCUGAGAAGCCUGACAUCGCAUUUUCCGUUAUAAUCCUCUCUCAUCCUCUCUGAAUUCUCGGGUUCAGCUGUCUCUCCUUCUCUAAUUGGCUGGGCCUGUGUCUCCUCUCUGAUCCCCUGCACUGCGUGGGUUCUCUCUUGAUUUCUGAUUAUUUGAUAGUUGGCCUUUUCACCCUCUUAGAUUUUCAGGAAUUUGAAGGUAGCAAUGCCCUCUUUUCUGUUUCUUCUUCUUCCAACCUGAUGAAGGACGUACUAAAUCGGUGCUUUUUGACCAAAAGUUCAGGAGCAGAUCCUACUCCUAGGACUUGAAGAUCUUCAGCUGUUUUCUGACACACAACUAGGUGCUUGUGGAUAAUUUCCACAAAUAGUUUCUUGUGACUUCUUACUCUCUCAUUUAACAAUGUGAUGUAAAUAGUCUACCAGGAGUUAAUUUUUGGGUAAUGAACCAAGAAGAUCAUGUCUGAAGUACAAGGAACAGUUGAGUUUUCUGUAGAGCUACAUAAAUUUUAUAAUGUGGAUCUGUUUCAGAGAGGGUAUUAUCAGAUCCGAGUGACCUUGAAGGUGUCCUCAAGGAUCCCCCACAGACUGAGCGCCUCCAUCGUUGGGCAGACAGACAGCAGCAGCCCACACUCAGCCUGCGUCCACGACAGCACCGUGCGCAGCCGGGUCUUCCAGAUCUUAUACAGGAAUGAGGAAGUGCCCAUCAAUGAUGCCGUGAUCUUCCGAGCUCAUCUGCUCUUAGACGGUGAAAGGGUGGAAGAAGCGGUGAGUGAAGUCGAUUUCCAGCUCAAGGUGGAUUUGCACUUUACGGACAGUGAACAACAGCUGAGGGACAUGGCCGGGGUCCCCGUGAUCAGCAGCCGCGUGCUAGGCCUGCACUUCCACCCCCGGAGAGGCCUGCAUCACCAGGUGCCCGUCAUGUUCGACUAUUUCCACCUGUCGGUGAUCUCGGUGACCAUCCACGCCGCCCUGGUGGCCCUGCAGCAGCCGCUGAUCAGUUUUACUCGCCCAGGAAGAGGCUCCUGGCUUGGGAAAGGCGGCCCAGACACAGGACCAGAGCAGUCUAGCCUUUCCCUGGAAAACCUGGUCUUCGGAGCUGGAUACUGCAAGCCGACCUCCUCAGAGGGGAGCUUCUACGUGCCCUCUGAGAACUGCAUGCAGCAUGCUUACAAGUGGCACCGGGAGCUGUGCUUCCUGCUCUUGCAGGCCUACCGGGGACUGCGUGCCUACUUCCUGACCAUCCUGAGGGACAUCCCCGAGCUGCCGCGCAUGGAGCUGGAGUCACUUGCUGUUGAAGAAACACUCUCUCAGCUGUGCUCAGAGCUGCAGAUGUUGAAUAACCCAGAGAAGAUAGCUGAGCAGAUAAGUAAGGAUCUCGCCUGGCUGGCCUCCCACCUGAUGGCCCUGUGGACCCAGUUCCUGGACACAGUGACGCUGCACUCCCAAGUGACCACUUAUCUCACCCAGGAGCAUCACACCUUGCGGGUCCGAAGGUUUUCUGAGGCCUUCUUUUAUAUGGAGCACCAAAAACUUGCAGUCCUGACUUUUCAGGAAAACCUGAUCCAGACCCACAGCCAGCUGUCCCUGGAUAUACGGAAUUCAGAGUACCUCACCACCAUGCCCCCGCUGCCCGCAGAGUGCUUGGACAUUGACGGAGACUGGAACACCUUGCCCGUUAUCUUCGAGGACAGAUAUGUGGACUGCCCAGCCACAGGAUGUAAUUUGAAUAUUUACCCUAAUUUUGAUGUUCCAGCAACAAGUCCAGCAAUAAUGAACCUAAACAACAGAGAGGAGAACCUUGUUGUAAAUAGAAAAUCACCUCUGAGGGAAAACCUAGUCUUGGCCCCCAUGAAACCAUCCCCCACAGACUCUCAUGAGGAGGUUAUUAGGUGUCCAGGGCCCAGUAAGAAUGUCGCCACACCCAGUCAUACGGACGUGUGCUUUGAAUCUCAGGUGUAUCUGACAGUUGGUGAAUUCCAGAGCAAGGCAGGUGUGCCUGAAGUUGACCAUCGGACUGGCCCAAGGUCUGAUGUUGGGGGGCAUCUGCUGGCAGAUGAGGAUCUGCCCAGGAGGAGCCCUGGUCCAGAGGAUGGCCAGGCCCCAGUGCUGACCUACAUUGAUGUGAAAUCUAGCAAUAAGAACCCCUUCAGAGCAGAACCCACAGUGCUCACUGGUGCCCAGCACGAGAGUGGGUGCUCCAGAGCCAAGCACGAAUUAGGCAGAACUGAGCGAAGCAAAGGGGUAGCCGGUGGAAGUCAUCACUGUGCCGUCUCUUCAGAGAAAACCACCCUGCAUGAGUUAAGUAGUCUAGGAAAGGGGGUGGACCAAGGGAGCAAGAUGGUGCUGCUGAGUCUGAAGGUCACCUCCUCAGAGCCCUGCGAGCCUCUGAACUCUUCUUUGAGGGACCCCUUGGACGUCAAGGGUUUGGCAAAGGACCUUCACGUAGAGGAGAAGGAGGAAGUGUGUGUCCUCUCUGGGGUCAUCAAGAGAUCUGCUUCCAUCAUCUCCGACUCAGGCAUUGAGAGUGAGCCAAGCUCCGUCGCCUGGUCCGAGGCUCGCAGCAGAACCCUGGAGCUACCCAGUGACCGGGACUUCUUGCACCAGCUGGUCCGAAGACACGCCCUGCAUAGAAACUCCCUGGAAGGGGGGCACACCGAGAGCAACACGAGCUUGCCGAGCGGGAUCCAGGCCUCCCUCACGUCCAUUAGCUCUUUGCCUUUUGAGGAGGAGGAGCGGGAACUGGCACUCACGAAGCUGACCAAGUCAGUGUCCGCCCCCCAGAUCAGUAGCCCUGAGGAGUCUGCUGAAGAUGCGGACUCCACGCAGCAUGGGGGAGGUCCCUCUGAAACUUCAGCUGUGCCCACUCAGAGUACCAACCCCUCAGGAUGCCACCUUCGACCCAGCGAUGGCCCCGCAAUCCAGGAAGCUGGGGUCAACCAUGGCCUUGUGGAGGAAGUCUCAGAUGCUGACAACCUGCAGGGCCCCGGUUACAUAGAUAUCCCCAAAGGUCAAGAGGAUCAGUUUGACCCCCAAGGCCCUUGUUAUCUGGAUGGCAGGACUGACCACCCUCCAGGUGUUGAAACCAAAGGUCUGGGUUUAAAAGUACCACGCCUCCUCGGACUUGAAUCACCUGGGCACAGAGUUUUGCCCAGAGAACUCGUGGAGACCCCGAAAGGCAUGCCUGGAGACUCCGAUGUGGGGACAGGAGCUCCUCUCGACAGCGGCAUGUUGGACGUUGAGAGUUUCACCCACCCCAAGGUGCCUGAAGUGAGCUGUGCACCAGCUGCCAAAACCAUCGACGUAGAUUCUGCAGGUGAGCAAAGCAGCUCCCUUAGCAUCACAGAGGAUACGGCACCGAGCAGAGGAGCUGACACCUUCCCAGAGGAUGACCGUGAAGCAGGCGCGGGCUCCACUGUGACUCAGUCCGUUCCCUCCCAGGUUAUGGGAAACCAGGAGCCCAGGGCAGGCACCUCCAUCAUGCUGUCCCACUUGACCUCUGCAGAGAGCUUCUCUCUGGACAGCCUGAAAGCUGUCGAGGUUGUCAACCUGUCUGUGUCUUGCACUGCCACCUGUCUCCCUUUCUCGUCUGUGCCCAAGGAGACCCCUGCCAGGGCUGGAUUCUCUUCCAAACAGACCCCGUUCCCCAUCACUCAUCAACCUUUGGGCUCCUUUGGAGUCGUUCCUAACCAUUCCAGAAAGCUGGAGGAGGAAGUCAGCGAAAGGAUGUUCAGUUUUUAUCAGGCCAAAGAGAAAUUUAAAAAAGAGCUGAAGAUUGAUGGAUUUCUGUACAGUGACUUAUCUGUACUAGCUUCUGACAUACCGUAUUUCCCACCAGAGGAAGAGGAAGAAAAUUUGGAAGAUGGGAUUCACCUGGUAGUCUGUGUCCAUGGCCUGGAUGGGAACAGUGCAGACCUCCGGCUGGUAAAGACUUUCAUAGAACUGGGGCUCCCCGGAGGAAAACUGGAUUUCCUCAUGUCUGAGAAGAAUCAGAUGGACACGUUUGCGGAUUUUGAUACCAUGACCGAUCGGUUACUGGAUGAAAUCAUUCAGCACAUCCAGUUGUACAACCUCUCCAUAUCGAGAAUUAGCUUCAUCGGCCAUUCUCUCGGCAACAUCAUCAUUCGAUCGGUCCUCACGCGGCCUCGGUUCCGGUAUUACCUCAACAAACUCCACACCUUCCUGUCACUGUCUGGGCCCCACCUGGGGACCCUGUACAACAACAGUGCCCUGGUCAGCACAGGUUUGUGGCUCAUGCAGAAACUGAAGAAAUCCGGGUCACUUUUGCAGCUGACCUUCAGGGAUAAUGCUGAUCUGCGCAAAUGUUUCCUCUACCAACUAAGCCAAAAGACAGGUCUGCAGUAUUUUAAAAACGUUGUGCUGGUCGCUUCUCCCCAAGACCGCUACGUGCCCUUUCAUUCAGCCAGGAUCGAGAUGUGUAAGACCGCCCUCAGAGACAGACACACAGGCCCUGUUUAUGCGGAAAUGAUCAACAACCUUCUUCGCCCUCUGGUGGAUGCCAAGGACUGCACUUUGAUCCGACACAAUGUGUUCCACGCCUUGCCCAACACUGCCAACACCCUGAUUGGCCGAGCGGCUCACAUCGCUGUGCUGGACUCCGAGCUCUUCCUGGAGAAGUUCUUCUUGGUGGCGGGACUCAACUACUUCAAGUAGUGGCUUUGAGCGCGCGGGCCUUGGGGUGCUCACCAGAAACGUUUAAGAUCUGUGAGAGCUCUGGCUGAGACAUCCUUUUACAAACCUCUAUCAUUCCAGGGUUGAGCUCAGAGAGGAAGGCGCUGAGGGGUGGAGGGUGGGGUGGGACCGGACAUUCGAGGUACUUCCCUUUUCAGAGAGUUUGGGAAAGCUGAAUCGAUAGUGUCAAAGACAAGACUUUGCCCGAAUCUGUCUAGCCACCUGGAGUCUCAUUCAAGAUGCUUUCUAGCAAAAUUUGGAGAAAAUAAAGAAACAGAAUCCUUGGAGUUGGUGAGCCCACCUUCUCAACUCCCUACUGGCUCACAGAGAGAUAGCUCCAAGUUAACUAGGUUUGUUGGGUAUGUGACUAGUUCAUAGCUUUAUCUUUUUUGAUGCACUCAAGCAUUUCAGAACUCAGGUUAACCUCUGUGCAGAAGUGGAACAUAUUUGUGUAAAUAUAAUCCUCAAUUGAUUCAAAUGUGCCACUUGUUCAAGACCGUGUGAACCCAUAUUCUUAUGCUCUCCUCAUAUUUUCUCAACAAAGGACAAAGGAAUGCUUCAUAACCUCUUGUUUUAUUUCUUAACAGCAGCCGGUGGGGUGAUUUGAGGUAUAGAAUGAUGCUAUCGGAAGUUUGUUGCAGAGAAAAAGUUAACUGGUGAACUGGCUGCUCCACCUACUCCUCCAGACUUUUUCUAUGCAUAACCCUGGUUCACACAUAAUUUUUUGUGAUUGCUGACAUCUCUGUCUGUAGUAGGGAAAACAGACUGAGACUAACCCUAGCAGAAGGUGGCCCUUAAAUGAGCACACACCUGGUGAAGCUCCUGCUGAUACCCGUCCAAAGAGAUGCUAUGUUAGCAUUUGACGCACUCGCAAACAAAUGAAAACCAUCCACAUGGCCAGCUGCUUCUCCUCUCCAUGGAAGGGGAAAGACAUCUCAAUGGAGGAGUGCUGGAUUUAAAACCUCAGGGGGGGCUCUGAGAAGGGUGCUGGUUAUCUUUCACUAGAAAUGUCUUCUUGCCUUAGGAAAAUAAAGGGCUAGGGAAGGUUACCAUUGAUUCACACACACACACACACACACACACACAUGAGACAACAGGACAGAUGUGAGAUCAGAGAAAACAACAGCCAGGUUGGGGACUCAAAUUGUUAUUGGUAAGUGACUUAAGAGGGCUUUUGAAAAAUUACUGGAGUGUUUGAUAUGGUCCCAAAGACUGAGUAUGCGCUAUGGGCUAACAGAAGCCUGCAGGAUCAUUUAGUUGUAAUGAAGGAACACAUGAACAAGGACCAUAGGGAUCAUUAACACAGAAGACACGCCUUCUGCAGACAGAAGCUCCUCCCACUUCUGCAAAAGUUGCUUCUGAAACUGUAGAAACUCAUCUGGAACUAGACUCCUGGUCCCAGCACCUGGAUCAUAACCUUAGUGAUGCCCACCAAUGCCAUGGUAGUAAGCCAAGGAAUUCUCAGCUGAGACUUUCAGUUCCUCAGGUAUUAACAGUGUGACUUUGAAAACAUCGUAGUCCAUGGCAAUCAAGUCCAGGUAGACAACUUUGCAGGAGAGCAGACUGAGGCAUUUCUAAAGAAAGGAAAAACUGGAGAGGGGGUUGGAAAGACCUCCCACACAAGAGAUUUAGGGUCUCUGUGGGUCUUCUUCGAAAUCUCAUUGUAUCUUAGUCUUAACAUGUAUGGGAUAAGUAAUGCCUUGGGUCACUCUCCCACUGGGUAUUUUUCCCAGCUCUUCAUGGGCGUAGACUCUGGUUACUCAUGAACAUGACCAGUCUGCUGUAUGACCCAGAGCGGGUGUGGUUCCCACAGUGCAGCCUAUGAACUUACAGUUCCUUACAAGUGCCCAAGUGCAGGGCGGGACCAUGGUUUAUAGCAUCUUCUCCUUUUUGGCCAAAUAAGGAGCAUUUCAUGUUUGUUUUUCCUGUGCCCAUCAGCAAAGUUUGUCAUCCCCUGGUCAUUUGAAAGACCGUGCAGCCAGCGGCUAUGAACCCAGGGUGAAUCAAUGGCCGUCGUCUUUUCCAAUAACCAGAUGCCAUUUUUAACUUCAAUAUGCUGUCUGGACAUAGAACUAAUGGCAAUAAACAUCCAGCUGUGUGGUGCACCUCUUUUUUACAGGGGUGCUCUGCUGUCUUUGUAAACCCUCUCUGGCCUCUGAGCAUCUAUUAUAAUUGUGUAGAAAGUAUACAUCUCUAUAUUGUAAAUAAGAGCGUCCAGUGUUGCGUGUCAUGCCUCAUUUGAAAGGCUUUUUUAUGUCUCUUUCUAUCGAAGUAUAGACAUAUAGUAUAUAUAUAUAUACAUAAAUAUACAUAUAAUGUAAAACAGGGACAUUCUAUUAUUGACUAUAAAAUUAUAACAAAAUGCCUGCCAAGAUAAUAAUAGUAUGUCUUCAUUCUCAACAUAAUUUUUGUUUUUGUCUUUAUGAUUUGUUAAAUUUCUCAGAACUAGUUUAGAAGUAAAAAUGACUAAUGUUGAGAUGAAUGGAAUUCGUUGUUCAUGAGCCAGAUACACCCAGAGAAACGAAUGUGAAGCUAAAGUCACCUUGGGGCAAAAGUGAUACCUCCAUGGCAGGUUGAAAUCAGCUGCAGUGCUGUGUACCCGGGGAGCAGGUGGGGCAAGAAUGGAUUCCUAUUGGUUUCUGGAGUCCACAGGUAUUCACUGAGCAACUUCCACCUGUGCCAGGUGGGAGCACAGGGCUAAAAUGCAGAGUCUGUUUCCUCAGAGAAUGCAAGGAAGAUCUGGCCCUGUUAGUAAAGCAUGGUGUGACGAGGGCUUUGAUGAGACACAGGCAGGAUCAAGGGGAUUCUAGAAGUCUAGUCUUCAUUGCCUGGAGAAUAAGAAUGGGGCUUUCAAAGGGAGACCUAAAAAGGGUGAUACUGACCUUGCACAGCCUGUUACCACCAAGUGCAUGCAUUCAUCAAUUCAUUUAUUCAUUCAUUCAAAAAACACAUCUCGAGGGCUUACCGUGUGCCGGGAAUGUAUUGGUAAGAUUCAGUAGUUCAUAGUUUAGCAAGGAAUACAGCCAAUCAGAUGGGAAGUUAGAGCAGGCAGGCCCCAGGGAGGUGGCAGGGAUCUGAUGGCGGCUUAGAGGAGGGACCCUGCGGAUGUAGGGUGGUGUGUGAUCAGAAGGGGCCUCGUGGAAGAUUCCAUGUCUACACCUAGACACCAGGCUGAAGAAGAGUUGGCUGGGUGGAGGGUGGGUUGUGGGGACCCUCAGGGAGUAAACAGGGUAAGUAAGAGGUUUCAUAUGAGAGAGAGCUGAGAGCCUUUGUUAUACUGGUCAGGCAGAUGGAGUCAGUUUUGGUACAAGAAAGGAUGUGUAGGGAGUUAGCCACCAUGGGGGAUUGCUUUCUUAUAUCAGGAAGGAAUUUCCAUCAUUAACACUAGUAGGGAAAUUUCUGCUCAGUAAGGAAGGUCCCACGAGAAACCAGAGUUCACACCUGUAAUCACGUCUCUCUCCAGGGUUAUUGAACUGAAAGCGUUAUCUUAGGUAUUUUGCUGUAUGCUGUUGUUUAGUUGCUAAGUCAUGUCCAACUCUUUUGCAACCCCAUGAACUGUGGCUCACCAGGCUCCUCUGUCCGUAGGAUUUCCCAGGCAAGAAUACUGGAGUGGGUUACCAUUUCCUUCUACAAGGGGUCUUUCCUUCCCAGAUAAUGAACCUGUCUCUCCUGCAUUGGUAGGUGAAUUCUUUACCAUUGAGCCACCAGGGAGGCUAUUCUUAGGUAUUUACAAGCCCCCAAUUGAGGGCUUCCCUGGUGGCUCAGCUGGUUAAGAAUCCGCCUGGAAUGAGGGAGACCUGGGUUUGAUUCCCGGGUUGGGAAGAUCCCCUGGAGAA
Messenger RNA from Bubalus bubalis (water buffalo), 9112 nucleotides. It is a transcript of the gene FAM135B, whose product is annotated as family with sequence similarity 135 member B. The record is from RefSeq and is a predicted model, not a curated record. The coding region runs from base 1044 to 5258 and encodes 1404 amino acids. The transcript has 20 exons. Lineage: Eukaryota; Metazoa; Chordata; Mammalia; Artiodactyla; Bovidae.